GCGCACCGGGUAAUCUGACAGUGGCCAUAACUACAAGCUCCAGCGUGAGUCCUUCUGUCAUACUCCACUGAAAGUUUUCAUCGGAGCCUCGGACAAAAUGUCUGCAGUAAUUCGGAGGAUUAUCAACACUGCUGCUGCUCCGGCUGCAAUCGGACCUUACAGCCAGGCCGUGGUGGUGGAUCGCACUAUGUACAUCUCUGGGCAGCUGGGAAUGGACGCAGCAACAGGACAGUUAGUUGCAGGAGGCGUCCAGGCCCAGGCCAAACAGGCCCUUAUUAACAUGGGAGAGAUUCUGAAAGCAGCUGGAUGUGGAUAUGAAAAUGUUGUUAAGACAACUGUACUCUUGGCAGACAUGAAGGACUUCAACAAUGUCAAUGAUGUUUAUAAGCAAUUCUUCAGUAGCAACUUCCCAGCUAGAGCUGCUUAUCAAGUUGCUGCCCUGCCCCGAGAUGGCCUUGUUGAGAUUGAGGCAGUUGCUGUGUUAGGACCCAUAACAGACGCAUCCUGACUAACCGCUGCAAACAUGCACAAACUGUAAAGCUAGAAUAUGAUUGGAACCAGAUCACUGCCAGCCUUCAUCCUGACAUGCCUUAAUAGUUUAUACACAGCAAUAAUGCAAUAUUCUAUUGACUUUAUAUUUCAUUGUGCACUUUCCAAAUUACUGUUGGAUGUUUUUUUCCUGUUUGUACUUUCCAUGAUUUGGCUUUGCAUCACUACAUCAACUUCAUCUAUUCCAUAAUACAGAGUAAUGUGGGUUUAUAGUUCUAAUUAAAUUUGCUUUACAAUAAAGUAUUACUGUCUUGCUAAAAUAUAAUUUUUUUUAAAUCAACAGUGUCACUAAGUGAUCUGUAUUUCUCAUUGUUUCUCACACUACAGUACUAACACAUAAAUAAAUUGUAAAACCCUA
This is a messenger RNA of Pangasianodon hypophthalmus (striped catfish), 907 nucleotides long. It is a transcript of the gene rida, whose product is annotated as reactive intermediate imine deaminase A homolog. NCBI's taxonomy places the organism in Eukaryota, Metazoa, Chordata, Actinopteri, Siluriformes, Pangasiidae. The record is from RefSeq and is a predicted model, not a curated record. The transcript is spliced from 6 exons. Gene Ontology annotation, cellular component: cytosol. Gene Ontology annotation, molecular function: deaminase activity. Bases 98 to 508 code for a protein of 136 amino acids.